AAAAAGUUCUUAUGGUCCCAAAUGGUACAGAAUAUGAAGAAAUCAAUUAUCAGGACUAUGAUCUUAUUAUCAAUAAAUACGCAAACUAUUGGAGUAAACAAUUGGAGAAUGAAAAUUUGAAGAAAGACAGCAUAAUUGGCUACUUCUCGCAAAGUGGCCCUGAAUACUUGUAUAACUUCAUGGCUUUAUGGAAACUAGGCUUUACAGUUUUAUUCCUUAGUCCUCGAAAUUCCGAACCUGCUUUAAUUCAUUUACUUCAAGAAGCUAAAUCACGUAUUCUCAUCUAUGAUUCUCAACUUUCAAAAAUCUCCAAAAAUGUUCAAAGUGAAUUAUGUUCUCAACAUUCACAAACGCUUGAAAUUUUUCCAAUUCCUAACAAUUUAAAGAAUGAAAACAUCGAUAAUUCAGCUCCUGUUAUAAAACUAGAUGAUGAUCCUUAUGAAAAAGUUAUCGCCAUUUUUCAUAGUUCCGGUUCAACCUCAUUCCCUAAAUUAGUUCCUCUCACCAAUCGUUAUUUCUUGGUUGUGGAGCAAAGAGAUAAAGCUGAUGAUAUUGUUUUAACAACCACUCCAUUAUUUCAUAUUUUUGGAAUGAUUGUUUCAAUAGCCACUAUUUUCUAUCCUGGUCCUGUUUAUGUAUUUCCAAUCGUCUCAGGAUCGGUUCCUUUAACAAACGAAGUUUUAUAUAGUUUAAAUCAAUCUAAAGCUAAUGUUUUUUAUACUUUACCCGCUAUUAUUGAACAAAUUUAUAAAAAUCGUCCUGAAGAAAUUAAAAAAAUUUUAUUAAAAUUAAGCUCUAUCAAAUAUGCUGGUGCUGCAUUAUCACCUCAAAUAGGCGAGAAGCUUGUUCAAUCUGGCGUUAAUGUCCAAUCCAUUUAUGGUUUAACUGAAACAGGUGUUGUUAUGAAAACUUCUAAAAAUUCUUCGCCUGAUAUCCCAUGGAACGCAAUGGAAUUAGCAAUACCAGAAAGUUAUGUAGAAUGGAUAGAAAGGAAUGACAUUUUUGAUGGCGUGAAAGAAUUAGUUAUAAAAAAAGGAACUCCAAAUCUUUCAAACAUUAAAGGAAAUACUGAGAAUGGUGGCUAUAGAGUAGGUGAUCUCUUCCUUGAAACUUCAAAAGGUUCCGGCUUUUAUCUUUUACUUGGUCGAGCCGAUGAUACAAUUGUUCAUAGUACUGGAGAAAAGUCAAAUCCAAUACCGAUCGAAGAUACAAUUC
Molecule: messenger RNA, 1215 nt
Organism: Dentiscutata heterogama
Lineage: Eukaryota; Fungi; Glomeromycota; Glomeromycetes; Diversisporales; Gigasporaceae
Source: the annotation of a GenBank genome assembly